Molecule: messenger RNA, 732 nt
Organism: Trematosphaeria pertusa
Lineage: Eukaryota; Fungi; Ascomycota; Dothideomycetes; Pleosporales; Trematosphaeriaceae
Exons: 3
Coding region: 1-732 (243 amino acids)
Source: RefSeq, a predicted model, not a curated record
AUGCAUCCUCGCGUGUUAUUACUCAGUGGCAAUGCUAUGGUCUCUCGCUUGAUGACCACGGCCAUGGUAUCGCGAUCAUGGGAUGUCAUCAGCAUUGAAGUUAUGGUGUAUGAUUUAGCGAGAAUGACGAGUGCUGCCGAGGCUCAAGUCGUGUUGGCACAAGCAAAGCCAAAUUACGUCAUAUUUGCAGCCGGCUCAAUGUCUAAUCCGUUCGCGGUGGACCGUGACGCUGCAAAAAGCUUCAUGCAUGCUUCUACGGCCGCACCCUCCGUCACUAAGUUCCUAUUCUUUUCGUUCCCGGGAUCGCGUAGGAAUCGAGCGCCGUGGUGGUCAGAGAAGGAGUAUGAACAGUUUCUUUCGGAAAAGAAUUCGUUUCCAGACAUCUACCAAGCCAAGCUUGAGGCGGACGAAUACCUGGUGGCCCUGGCUGAAAAACGAAUCAAGGAAGGUGGACCACCUUUCCAGGCCAUCAGUUUACGACCAACCUGGAUGACGAACUCGAGAGGCACCGGCAAGGUUCGUCUAGGCCGGGCGGGUGCGCGAGGACAAGUCACGAGACAAGAUGUUGCAGCUGUCGCCGUGGGCCUACUUUCGCGUAACGAUACCCAUGGUUGGUUCGAUCUCUUCCAAGGGGAUGUGGAAAUUGAAGAGGCGAUUGAGAUGGCUGUACAAGGUGCCAUAAACAGUAUUGAGGGCGAAGACAUAGAGCGUAUGUGCAAGUUAUUGCAGUGA